UCAAUUACAACAUACAUAAAAGUGGACAACUCACUGAAUUUUCAGAAACAGAACACACGGCGCCACACCCAACAUCAGGAUCAUGAAACAGAACAUUUCCAGCAGCACAAAGCCGCCUUGCGCUUCCACCAGGCGUCCCUCAACAGUUUCAAGCCCCGCAACGUGAAGUGCACAGAAGUCUGGCUGCAUUGAGGUCUCCGGCCCGGUCCGCCAGGUUCCCGGCAUGCAGCGCGGCGAUCCCGACGUGCCCCGCGGCGCGCGGAGCCGGCUACCCGGUGCGCUGUGAGGCGGGCGGAAGCGGUGGCGGCGUAGCGUGAGGCUGCGUGUGUGCUGGCGGGCGGAGGCGACAACUCGGGGUCGACAUGGAAGUGUGUUCCAGUUACUGACUGAUCUGAAAGAGCAACGGAAAGAAAGUGGAAAGAACAAACACAAUUCUGGGCAACAGAACUUGAAUACUAUCACCUAUGAAACAUUAAAAUAUAUAUCAAAAACACCAUGCAGGCACCAGAGUCCUGAGAUUGUCAGAGAGUUUCUCACAGCAAUGAAAAGCCACAAGUUGACCAAGACCAUUAUGUUGAUGUAUGAUGUUGGACAAGAGUGAUAAGAGCAGACAUCCCUACCUUGUUCCUGAUGUUAUGGGAAGGCUUUCAGUUAUUUACCAAGCUGAAAAGCUUCAGCUGCUGAACCACAGGCCUAUGACUGCUGUUGAGAUCCAGCUGAUAGUAGAAGAGAGUGAAGAACGGCUCACGGAGGAGCAGAUCGAAGCCCUCCUCCACACCGUCACAAGCAUUCUGCCUGCGGGGCCAGAGGCUGAACAGAAGAAAAAUACGGAUGACGUGACAAUGGAUGAAGAGGACCCAGCAUAGAGGAGCACAGCUGGCCCAUCCACCUCAUGAAGCCGAAAGGCCCAGCAGCCAUUUCCCAGACAUUCAGAGGAUUGUUCAUUUGGUUGUACCCUCUAUCCCAGCAGGCCUGAUUUCAUGGUUAGUUGGAUAAAUCACAAAAAUAAGCUAAAAAGAAGUACUUGUGCCUCUGGGAGAUGAAACAUGGUGAAGACAGGCUGAGGUUGUCAGGGCAGAGAGCUAAAGAGAGGAGGACAGAGCCAAAGAGGACAAUGACUGUGGAACCCUCUGUGGUCAAAAUAUUUCUUCUGUGGCCUUUGCCACAGUUGUGGGAAGGCCCCCAUACACAGCUGGUAAAGUACUUGUGUUGCCUUUGAUGGGCUGUGUCCUAAUUAGUUUCAUCUGCUUCCCUAGGAGCUUCCCAAGCAGGGGCUCUGAGCACUGUUGGGAUGAGAGCAGAGUUAAGAGAAUCCCGUAAGAUGACUAGAAACUCCCAGAGCAGCAGAUAGUUGCUUUAGGUUAAAAUGAGCCACUGAAUUUGGCUUACCUCAGAGGAAUCUUUUCCUCGAGAACAUUGGAGAUAAGAGAACAGCCUGGCCAACCCUUGAUCGGGUCUGAAGGCUUGUUUCCUUUGCUGGCAGGGGUGGUGUUUACCAGCUCACACUAUUCAGUCUUAAAUGUUAGGGUACCGACCGGCCCAUUCCAGUUAAAAAGCGGCACUCCAGACUGAAUGACAGCUCAGCAGAAGAACAGCAUUGGCCGCCUUUCUAAUGACCUUCGGUUUCCUGCCCUGAGACAGGAGCCCUGAGUAGACACCUUUGUGUCAAGUCUGGGUGAACUUCAUUUGCAUGAUGGGCAAAUUGUCUGCAUCUUUUGAAAGGGGUCAGUUAUAUAGCUCUUCAUGGAUAAAAUAUGGAGAAACCGGAGGUUGGUCCCUAAGAAUUUGAAUUUUUAGCUGUUGCAAGGGUGUAUCAGUUUUUUAAUUUAAAAUAUUAGGAUAAUUACCAUGUGAAGAACUUAUUGAUACUGAGGCUUUGGAGAGUUCAGUAGCUCCAGAUGUGUGGUUGCCCUAAUCCUAGGAAUGUUGCUGAAAAUUAAUUUUCCACAUUCGCUCUGCUCCUGACUUGGGGAAGAAAAUGCCCACAGACGUUAAUUUUCCAGAUUGGUACUUAUUUUGUUGUGAGAUUACAUAUUUUCAGUGCUGCUGUUAACUGGAUGACUUCCCACCCCCUUGCAAUUUCCAGGUUGUGUCAACCUCCCUACCACCCCUGCCAGUUGCACUCAUGUCUUUCUUAACCUUAUCAUCUGAGAAUCACCUGAGAUGUGUUUACAGGCAAAACUGGAAUUCACAGGGCAUUUAUAUUGAAGUCUCUUGUCUGUAUUGGGAAUUUCACCAGGAAUUGUUGAUUUUUCUUGUCAAGGCAUCACAUGGGUACCCAUGCCACUGUUUCAUUUUAACUGUGAGUGUGUUUGAUGUAUUUUUUUAAAUGGAUUAACCUAAUUAAUAAUAAAUUGUUUCCAAGUGACCACCAA
Molecule: messenger RNA, 2375 nt
Organism: Felis catus (domestic cat)
Lineage: Eukaryota; Metazoa; Chordata; Mammalia; Carnivora; Felidae
Gene: CRCP
Product: CGRP receptor component
Exons: 6
Coding region: 582-866 (94 amino acids)
Biological process (GO): transcription initiation at RNA polymerase III promoter
Cellular component (GO): RNA polymerase III complex
Molecular function (GO): nucleotide binding
Source: RefSeq, a predicted model, not a curated record